Messenger RNA from Danio rerio (zebrafish), 1557 nucleotides. RefSeq names its product guanine nucleotide binding protein (G protein) alpha v1 (gene gnav1). The record is from RefSeq and is marked validated. Lineage: Eukaryota; Metazoa; Chordata; Actinopteri; Cypriniformes; Danionidae. Gene Ontology annotation, biological process: developmental process; Rho protein signal transduction; G protein-coupled receptor signaling pathway. Gene Ontology annotation, cellular component: heterotrimeric G-protein complex. Gene Ontology annotation, molecular function: guanyl nucleotide binding; GTPase activity; G-protein beta/gamma-subunit complex binding.
AAAAGAGUCUCCGAACAGCCGAUAUUCACCAUUUAUAUUAACUUAUCUUACCACCAACAUGAACAGGUAAAGCCGUGUCGUGUUUUUUUUUAACAAAUGUCCGCGUCUUCUGUCACAGUAUAAACGAUCUCGCUGUUUAUAUGAAUCUGACGGAACUAAUCGGGAUCUGUCGAAUUUGAAACUUUUUUUCCUCUCUUUUCUCCAUUCAUUCCACAACACAGAGAUAUACAUCGAGAAAUCUUCAAAAUAAACACUCGUGACAGAGUUUGUUGUCAUUAUUUGUACGCGUUAUUACCUGGUGUAUUUAAUGAAGCGCGCGCGCGACCCUCCGGGAUGUUCUUACACGACUUUAAACGCUUCUCGUCCGUGAUUUGGGGAUUCCAACUGGACCUUUAGCUCUUCUAGAAAGACAUGAGCUCUGGAAAUGGGUCUGUGUUUGGGCUCAGAGGUGACAACAGAGGAGGACAAGAAGGCGAAGAUCCACAGCUCGCAGAUAGACAGAGACCUGUACGAGUACGCCAAGAGAGAGUUGAACGUGGUGAAGAUCCUCUUGCUGGGUGCUGCAGAAAGUGGAAAAAGUACGCUGGUCAAACAGAUGAAGAUUAUCCACAGUCAUGGAUUCACCAAACAAGAGCUUACUAGCUUUAAGCCGGCGGUGCUUGAUAAUCUGCUGACCUCCAUGAAGUUUGUCCUGCAUGGGAUGGGUGUCCUUCGCAUCAACCUCGCCAACCCAAAAAACAAGGUUCACGCUCACUCGGUUCUCUCGUGUGGCCGUUGUUUUGAUGAAGACCAGAUGCUGUUCCCCUUCAUAGCCCACGCCCUCUGCUGUUUGUGGGCGGAUCCGGGUGUGCGUUCGUCUGCGGCACGCGGAUACGAGUACGAACUCAAUGACUCGGCACUAUAUUUUUUCGAGAACAUGGGCAGGAUCAUCGCUGACGAUUACAUGCCGACAGAGACGGAUGUUUUGAGAGUGCGACUGAGAACCACAGGAGUGAUUGAGACUCAGUUCAAAGUCAAACACCUGGUCUUCAGGAUGUAUGACGUUGGCGGUCAGCGGACGGAGAGGAGGAAGUGGAUCAGCUGUUUCGAGUAUGUGAGGUCUGUGCUGUUCGUUGUCUCUCUGAGUGGAUACGACAUGACGCUGGUAGAGGAUCCAUCUAUGAAUCGCCUGCAGGAGAGUCUCAAGCUCUUCUCUUCAAUCUGCAACAACAUCUUCUUCAGGGGCACCUCCAUGAUUUUAUUCAUGAAUAAGAUUGAUCUUUUCCAAGAGAAGAUCCUCCACUCGGGGCGUCAUCUGCGCCAUUACCUUCCCCAGUUCAGAGGAGCUGACUGUGAUGUUGAUGCUGCCGCUCGCUUCAUCGCCGACAUGUUCGUGUCAUUAAACGCGUCUCCCAGUAAACUCAUCUACCAUCACUUCACCACAGCCACCGACACAUCCAACGUCCAGGUGGUUUUCCAGGUGGUGAUGGACACCAUUAUCAAGGAGAACCUGGAGGCUGUUUCUCUGCUCUGAGGAAAACCUGUAAAAGACUCAUAGAUGAGCCAAGCAUAUGCUGG